Molecule: messenger RNA, 180 nt
Organism: Prunus armeniaca (apricot)
Lineage: Eukaryota; Viridiplantae; Streptophyta; Magnoliopsida; Rosales; Rosaceae
Source: the annotation of a GenBank genome assembly
AUGGCUUCUAAAGCUAUUAAUUCCUGCCUCAAUUCUUGUGUUGAGGAUCGUCACUCUUUUAGCCUUAGUUGCUUCAGUUGUCGUGCUGGUUACCGACCACUUCACGCUUCAAGAUGGCACCCAACAGCAUUUUCAGGAUAUCCAUACAUACAGCAGCAAUUGGAGCAGCUUACACGUUAA